GGACACAAGGAACUCCGCCCUCCUGGUUCGGUAAAGGGUUUCAAAGACUGCAGAUAUAAAUCCAUCUUUGGUGAAAGUUGCAUGGACUGAGCAACAUCCAGAGGACACAACAACAACAAGAGAUCUUCUGUCUGCAAACUACGCAGACAAUAUGGCCUGUAAGCGCAAAGUAGUUCCGUACAUCUACAGGGAGACUCUCAAACUACCAGACACACCAAAGGUCCAGGGCUAUGAAUUCAACCAGGGAGUGGACCACCGCGCACUGCUGCAGUCCUUCCUCAGCACUGGCUUCCAGGCGACUAAUGUGGCCCUGGCUAUCCAGCAGAUAAACAGCAUGAUCAAGAGGCGUCAACAGCCGGUGAAGGCAGUGAAUGGAAGUGUUGAGGAGGAUCCGUCGAUCUGCCCGAGCCCCUCGAGCUGCACCAUCUUCCUCAGUUACACUUCAAACCUCAUCAGCAGCGGGGUCAGGGAGAGUAUCCGCUAUCUCGCAGAGCACAGAAUGGUGGAUGUCUUGGUGACCACAGCUGGAGGUAUUGAGGAGGAUCUGAUCAAGUGCUUGGGACAUAUUUACAUUGGAGACUUCACUCUGCCUGGGAAGGAUCUGUAUAAAAACGGUCUCGACAGGAUUGGCAAUCUUCUGAUGCCUGAUAUGAACUACAUGUUAUUCGAAAAAUGGAUGUUGCCGAUAAUGAAGCAGAUGCUGAUGGAGCAGAACUCUCAGGGCGUGAGUUGGACUCCAUCUAAGAUGAUCUAUCGACUGGGCAAGGAGAUCAACAACCCUGAAUCUGUUUGCUAUUGGGCCUACAAGAACAACAUCCCAGUGUUCAGCCCUGCCCUUACAGAUGGCGCCAUAGGAGACUUGUUCUACAUGUUCUCAGCUGAGAACCCUGGCUUAAUUUUGGACAUUGCUGAAGAUAUUUCAAGGAUAAACGACAUUGCAGUGAACGCCAAUAGCACAGGGAUGAUCCUCCUAGGGGGAGGGUUAGCAAAGCACCACACUUGCAAUGCCAAUGCAUGGAGGAAAGGAGCUGAGUUUGUGGUGUAUGUGAACACAGCUCAGGAAUUUGAUGGUUGCGACUCAGGGGCCAGACCUGAUGAAGCCGUGUCCUGGGGGAAGAUCACUUUAAAUGCCAAACCUGUGAAGGUUUGUGCAGACGCUACAGUGAUCUUCCCCUUGUUGGUGGCAGAAACCUUCGCUGUUCAUGCUGAUAAGAGGACGAUUAACAAGGAGAACAAUUGAAUUGAGACCAACUCGAAAUCAAGGAUAGUUUUCGCAAUGUUGGAAUCUUAGAACAGUCACUGGAUGUUAUUUGUGAAAGAACUGGGCCUAGCAUGGAUCCAUGUGGUAUGCCACACUUACUCUAAUUAAAAGAUUAAAAUAAAUAAAACAAGUGUAAUGAAUAGUUACUGUGAGUGAUUAAAAACUGUGAAAAGUAGCUUCACUGAAUAUAUACAGGUUGUAAUCCAUUUUGUUGUAUAACCCAGCACAUGAUUUACAGUCAUGAUUUCCUACAGGACAUAAACAGUACCGACAAUAACGUUCUGCAGCUUCUUUUACGUUAAUGCAUUUCUCUGAUAUUAUGUAAUAGACACCUUGUUAUGUAACAGAGGUGCAAUAAAAAAAAACAAAUAC
This is a messenger RNA of Hippoglossus stenolepis (Pacific halibut), 1633 nucleotides long. Its product is annotated as deoxyhypusine synthase. Gene Ontology annotation, molecular function: deoxyhypusine synthase activity. Lineage: Eukaryota; Metazoa; Chordata; Actinopteri; Pleuronectiformes; Pleuronectidae. Gene Ontology annotation, cellular component: cytoplasm. Bases 152 to 1240 code for a protein of 362 amino acids. Gene Ontology annotation, biological process: peptidyl-hypusine biosynthetic process. The record is from RefSeq and is a predicted model, not a curated record. The transcript has 10 exons.